AUGACGGCCCCCGCGUUCCAAGCCCCCCCGCUCUCGGCGUUCUUCCGGAAGGAGGAAGAGCUCCUCGUGACGCAUGGCCUCGCGGACGUGCACACGCCCGCCAUGUUCCACCACUGGUUCGAGAUCGGCGAGCUCAUCGGCCGAGGCAGCGUCUCCAUGGUGUACGCCUGCCGCCACAAGACCUCCAACGAGCAGUUUGCUGUCAAGGUCAUCAACAAGCAGCUCUGCCUCAAGAAGAAGAGCCUCCGCGACGAGAUCGCGGUCCUGAUGCGAGUGAAGCAUCCCAACAUCAUUACCCUCGAAGCGGUCUAUGAGAGCGACACGGAGCUCUACCUCGUCAUGGAGCGGGCGACGGGCGGCGAGCUCUUUGACCGCAUCGUCCAAGUCGGUGUCUACUCGGAGCGCCAGGCGACCGAGAUCGUCGCGAACCUCCUUCUCGCGAUCGAGUACCUCCACGACCACAACAUCUUGCAUCGGGACAUCAAGCCCGAGAACCUCCUCUUGGCGACGAGCGACAGCCGCCAUGACAUCAAGAUCAGCGACUUUGGAAUCGCUAAAAUCCUCGAAGACGAAGACGACGAUAUGACCGGGUACGGUCGUGCCAACGUCCGCGGUCGCGCCUACACGAGCUGCGGCACCGACUACUACGUUGCCCCCGAAGUGCUCAACGACAAUGGGUACGACAGCAAGGUGGACCUCUGGAGCCUCGGCGUCGUCGUGUACAUCAUGCUCUGCGGGUUCCCGCCGUUCACCGAGGACGAGACGGGCAUGGAGUCGGUGUACCGCAAGAUCACGUCGGGCGUCCUCGAGUUUCCGGACCCGUACUGGACCAACGUCUCGGACAUCGCCAAGUCGUUCUUGCGCAACCUCCUCAACGUCGACCCGGUCCAGCGCUUUAGCGCCGAGCAAGCGCUCGAGCACCCGUGGAUCCGCGCGCGCACCAUGUCGGCGAGCCAGGAGCCGCUCGACUCGGCAAUACACGAGAUGCGCCGCUUCAACCAGAAGCGUCGGUUCAGCUAG
This is a messenger RNA of Saprolegnia diclina VS20, 1020 nucleotides long. Its product is annotated as CAMK/CAMK1 protein kinase. Gene Ontology annotation, molecular function: protein kinase activity; ATP binding. The coding region runs from base 1 to 1020 and encodes 339 amino acids. The transcript has 5 exons. The record is from RefSeq and is a predicted model, not a curated record. Lineage: Eukaryota; Oomycota; Saprolegniomycetes; Saprolegniales; Saprolegniaceae. Gene Ontology annotation, biological process: protein phosphorylation.